Messenger RNA from Schizosaccharomyces cryophilus OY26, 330 nucleotides. RefSeq lists its product as uncharacterized. The record is from RefSeq and is a predicted model, not a curated record. Bases 1 to 330 code for a protein of 109 amino acids. Lineage: Eukaryota; Fungi; Ascomycota; Schizosaccharomycetes; Schizosaccharomycetales; Schizosaccharomycetaceae. The transcript has a single exon.
AUGAACGAAAAAGAGCAAGAAAAACACUUCGAAGCUGUCAAACCAGCCAAGUCUUCUUGCUGGGAGUUUGAUUGCAACGACAGUGAUUUACCGCAAUACAGCGAUAUCGACUAUUCGUCUCAUCUGGACUAUUUGGAAAAAGGAUGUUUAUGUUUACGUCCAAUUCGUGCUCCAUCAUAUGUUGAAAACAAGGGUCAAGGACAACCCAACUGGAUUUCUAUUACAGAGGAUAUGCCUUCCAUCCAAUAUGUCCGUCUAGUAUUCUCGUGGGUUGUUCGUCCGUUCAAGUUGGCGAGGAUUUCAGAGGCCAUUGACAAAAGUGAAAAAUGA